Molecule: messenger RNA, 2112 nt
Organism: Stegastes partitus (bicolor damselfish)
Lineage: Eukaryota; Metazoa; Chordata; Actinopteri; Pomacentridae
Product: gamma-aminobutyric acid receptor subunit rho-3
Exons: 10
Coding region: 1-1413 (470 amino acids)
Biological process (GO): monoatomic ion transmembrane transport
Cellular component (GO): membrane
Molecular function (GO): extracellular ligand-gated monoatomic ion channel activity; transmembrane signaling receptor activity
Source: RefSeq, a predicted model, not a curated record
AUGAAGCUGGACCUGCUGGCCUGCCUGGCUCUGGCCGCCGCCGGCCUCGUCGCCAUGGUGACCGGCGGCCGCACCUCCAACCGCAGGAAGCACAAGGAGGUCUUCCUCGGCGAGAACAGCAAGUUCAAGUUCGGCGGACGCAUCGACUACAAGCUGAAGAGGCAGGACAGCACCAAAACUCUGCUCAUAAAAACUGAACAACUGCUGAGGAUCGAGGAGCACGACUUCGCCAUGAGGCCGGGCUUCGGAGGUUCGGCCAUCCCUGUCGGCAUCGACGUGCAGGUGGAGAGCAUCGACAGCAUCUCAGAGGUCAACAUGGACUUCACCAUGACUCUGUACCUGCGUCACUACUGGAAGGACGAGCGGCUUUCGUUCCCGUCUCGGACCAACCAGAGCCGGACGUUCGACUCUCGGCUGGUGAAGAAGAUCUGGGUUCCCGACGUCUUCUUCGUGCACUCGAAGCGCUCGUUCAUCCACGACACCACCAUGGAGAACAUCAUGCUGCGGGUUUACCCCGACGGAAACAUCCUCUACAGCGUCAGGGUGACGGUGACGGCGCUCUGCUCCAUGGACUUCAGCAGCUUCCCCCUGGACACCCAGAACUGCUCGCUGGAGCUGGAGAGCUAUGCCUACAACGAGAACGACCUGAUGCUCUACUGGAAGAACGGCAACGACUCCCUGAGGACGGACGAGAUCGUCUUGUCACAGUUCUUCAUCGAGCAUUUCCAAGCCUCCAGCGGCCUGGCUUUCUACAGCAGCACCGGUUGGUACAAUCGUCUGUUCAUCAACUUCAUCCUGCGGCGGCACAUCUUCUUCUUCAUGCUGCAGACCUACUUCCCCACCAUGCUGAUGGUCGUCCUGUCCUGGGUGUCCUUCUGGAUCGACCGCAGGGCCGUUCCCGCUCGGGUGUCUCUGGGCAUCACCACGGUGCUCACCAUGUCCACCAUCAUCACCGGGGUGUCCUCCUCCAUGCCUCAGGUGUCCUACGUGAAGGCGGUGGACAUCUACCUGUGGACCAGCUUCCUGUUCGUCUUCCUGUCCGUGAUCGAGUAUGCGGCCGUGAACUACUGCACCACCCUGGAGGAGAUGAGGAAGAUGAAGAGGGGGAAGAUUCCCCCCACCUUCAACGCCAGCCAGGCCAUGGCCUUCGACGGCUGCUUCCACGACAACGACCUGGAGCUGACUCCGUUCCCUCGCAUGGCGCCCACGCUGACCUCCGACCCCCUCACCCCGCCGCCCCAGAACCCAGACGUCCGGCCCACGGAGGGGACUCGCCUCCGCCGGCAGCGGUCGGUGCGUGAAAACGUGGACCUGCUGGUGAGCAACAGCUACAUGAUCGACUCGUACUCGCGGCUGGCCUUCCCCCUGUCCUACCUGCUGUUCAACACCAUCUACUGGAGCCUGUACUCCUGAUGGGCUGCUGAAGCUCUGCAGGCUGGAGGGCCUUCCUCUGCUCGGGGGCUCCUCGCUGGAUUUACUCCUCAUUUCAGGGGCCUCUGCUCCAUCACGUUCACUGCUGGAGAGAUUAAAAGAGAAAACACUGGAGUCCGUCAGCAGGAACUCUGUCACUGUGCAGUUUGACUCAGACUACCGUCUCAUGGAAGUGGCUUAAAACCUGAGAACACACAAACGGAAUCAGUUUUUUAAUAAUCUGUGUGUGUCUUUUCUUUUUGUGCUUCAUGGUAACCUCAAGCUUCUUUUUCUGAACAAUGUUAUUUAUUUAUUUCUUUAGCGACAAGGAAAUUAAUUCCAGUAAACAUGUGCUUCUUUUUAUGUGUUUUUAAAUCAAACAUCUUUGACAAAUGCUGGGAUCAGAGCAAACCAGCAGCUGAACAUGGGAUUUAACUUAUUUUCUCCAUAAAUUUUAACAGACUGUUUGUGCUGUAGCUGCUGUGAAUUUAAACGAAUCUUUAGAAGUAAAGAAAUAAUUUGGAUCUGCACUGAACUGUCGACCUAUUGAUGACACUGAAAUACAGUUUGAGAUAUUUUAUUCGUAAAACCGUUUAUAUGGAUGUAUGUGGUUCAGAUUUUGCCCGUGAAGAUGUCUAGAAAUAACAAUAGUGAUAACUUUGAAUUAUGACGUUUCAUAAACUUGAUUUUUUUUCAAAUGGA